Molecule: messenger RNA, 1527 nt
Organism: Seriola aureovittata
Lineage: Eukaryota; Metazoa; Chordata; Actinopteri; Carangiformes; Carangidae
Product: cytidine deaminase-like
Exons: 4
Coding region: 194-613 (139 amino acids)
Cellular component (GO): cytosol
Molecular function (GO): zinc ion binding; cytidine deaminase activity
Source: RefSeq, a predicted model, not a curated record
CAAAAAUGAACUUGACUAAGGGCAGCAACAAAGCUGACCCUGUUGCCUCAUGACAGUGUGUUGACAUCCUAGCAAGUGAUUGGCUGUGACUGCACCCACUCCGCCUUCCCUCUGUCCCAUUUACAUUUAAAACUGAGCAAGAGCACACUCAUUCACUGACUCAAAAACAGUCAUAGAAAGCCCAAGAGUAAGGAUGGAAGAAAAAAUCAAGGAGCUGAUCAGACAGUCUCAGGAAGCAAAGGGUCAAGCCUACUGUCCUUACAGCAAGUUCAGAGUGGGGGCUGCUCUCCUGACAGACAACGGCUGUUACUUUAAAGGUUGCAAUGUGGAGAACGCUUGCACCAACCUGGGUUUGUGUGCUGAAAGGACUGCUAUCACAAAAGCAGUAUCAGAGGGCCACAAAACUUUCAAGGCCAUUGCAAUUGCCAGUGACAUGGAGGACAAGUUCAUUUCCCCAUGUGGUGCCUGCAGACAGGUCAUGAGAGAGUUUGGAUCAAAAUGGGAUGUGUACCUGACAAAGCCUGACGGCACGCACAAGAAGAUGACUGUGGACGAGCUGCUGCCAAUCUCCUUUGGUCCUGAUGACCUGUCCAUGAAGAAAAUAAAUAACUAACUAGCUUGUUCUCCAGUACAAAAAACACAUACAUGUUGUUUCUUUGAGCUGCCAUGACAUGUACUGUGUUUAAUGAACAUGCGGGGCAUGUAUCUUGCUUAGCAGUGGUUAUAUUCAUGGUAAAUAUUUGCUCUUGUUUUAUCCGCCAAUUGUAAACACACAUUUGUCAUUUUUAAAUUGACUCUACGUAUACUGCAGCCAGGUCAUUCACCCAGCCUUAAUUAGUCAUUAAGAUAUUGAAUGCUGUGUUGUUGUAGAUAAAAAUAUUUAUUAGUUUAAAGAAGCAUGAAGGAAAUUACAUAAAUAUCAAAGCAAGUCAAACUCAUCCACACAUUUAAAUAAACUAUUACAGAUGGAUAGGUACGUAAAUCAAGUACAAAGGACGUUGAAGAAAAAAAAAUUAUUUGAGUGACAAUGUACAGCAAAUAUUAUUUCUGAGCAGCAAAUUAUUCAAUUACAGAGCAAAAACAGGAGACUGAGGGUUGAAAACAUUUAAAUUGCCAGUGCAAAUUCAUUUAACAUUUAUUAGUGAUUUUAGGUCUACUUAUUCCAUGCAUUAACAUUUACAGUGGUUUGAGCACACAGACUCAAAAAGGGAAGGAAUAAUAUGGUAUGAUUUAUCGUUUCUCCCUGAUUCAGACAACUGGCAACAACUUAAAAAAAUAAGUGAAAUCGCCCCCAAACAAACAGCAACUGUAGUGACAAAAAGGCAGAUUUCAACAUUCUCAGUAUGACUUGCCAAAAAUGACAUUUAACAUCUUUAGAAUUCAAAUGUAACAUAUUUAAUGUUAAAUCCUUAACCAAAACAGCAGCAAGACAUGGCAAGCUGGUCUGAGCAGAAAAACAUCAGGACGAAUCCUAUAUGUGUGACAAUGUAAGUGAUGUUAUGUGAAUAAAUUGUUUAUUGCUGUUUA